GGGUUUUCCUUUGAAUGUUCUGAGAAACAAAAAAAGACUUCCUAUGAAGAUACCGUGUCAAUAUGUUUGGAAUACCCAACUGAAGAAAAUGAGGUACACGAACUUGACCCCAAAAUAGAAACGCUAAGAGAAAUAGUUCAAAAAUCAAGAGAGAAAACCAAGAUCUUAUCAUCAAGAAUAGAUACCCAAGAUGAAGAAGGGCAAAGUUCCCAAUACCAAAUGAUGGAGGAUAUGUACGAAAUGCCAAGAAAAUCAAACAAAUGCCGAUAUCAAAACAAUGAUGACAAUGAAGGCCCAGGUGCCUUAGAACACAAGAUGCUAUUGGA
Messenger RNA from Racocetra persica, 326 nucleotides. Lineage: Eukaryota; Fungi; Glomeromycota; Glomeromycetes; Diversisporales; Gigasporaceae. The record is from the annotation of a GenBank genome assembly.